Molecule: messenger RNA, 4733 nt
Organism: Megalops cyprinoides (Indo-Pacific tarpon)
Lineage: Eukaryota; Metazoa; Chordata; Actinopteri; Elopiformes; Megalopidae
Gene: cnot3a
Product: CCR4-NOT transcription complex, subunit 3a
Exons: 18
Coding region: 747-3407 (886 amino acids)
Biological process (GO): nuclear-transcribed mRNA poly(A) tail shortening; regulation of DNA-templated transcription; regulation of stem cell population maintenance
Cellular component (GO): nucleus; P-body; CCR4-NOT core complex
Source: RefSeq, a predicted model, not a curated record
ACGCUGUAAUGUAGCCAGCGACGCUACUGAAGUUUGGUCUCACAAUUUUUAGCUGGCGAGAUGGCUCAACUGGCUAUCCAGCUAGCUUCCCGGUCUUCAACGUUUGCAAGCUGCACCCAACAAGCUAAAACUGUCCGAUAGCUAAUGCUACGUACCGAAAGUGAUAAAUAUCUCGGGACAUAACUGAUUCUUUUUUUCAUCGGGAGUAGGAAUUGGGUGUGGGUGAUAAGUGGAUAUGUAUUGCAAAAGUGGAUAGCCGGUUUGUUCGCUUCUGUAUUUAACUGUUUGACUUGGGGCUAUUCUAUCAUUAUGCAAUUGUUACAUCUUAAUGGAUAUUUUAACUAAGAAGUCAAAUUGCAUUUGCUGCCUGGUACAGUUCAGGUGAACGGAUACCACUACCUAGAUGGCUGACGUUAAUUGGGUAUCUCCGUUGAAGUGGAGAUGAUCCAGUGUUCUAAUUGUAUAGUGUUUUUGUUUGGUGAUUAGGUAAUUAGCUAGCCUAACGUUACUCACAAAUGAUAACUGCAGAUAUGUUUUCUUUUUGUGGUUGGUUGAUGAUUCGAGCUAUGAAUCUAUAGAGCUAGCUUGAGUGAGCGGCAGAGUUCGAGUAUGGAAGCGUGAGGUUAAAGUGAACUCGAGUGUCUCUUGGAUGUCAUCUUUUGUUUGUUGCGAAUUCCCACGGAUCAUAAGAUUGAAGAGCCUUAUUGUCACGGACGGUAUGAAGAGAGUAUCCUAGUCAAGAAGUCAUGGCCGAUAAGAGAAAACUGCAAGGAGAAAUAGAUCGAUGUUUGAAAAAAGUAGCUGAGGGUGUAGAGCAAUUUGAAGAUAUUUGGCAGAAGCUUCACAAUGCAGCCAAUGCAAACCAGAAGGAAAAAUAUGAGGCAGACCUCAAGAAAGAGAUUAAAAAAUUGCAGCGUCUACGAGACCAGAUAAAGACAUGGGUGGCUUCAAAUGAGAUCAAAGACAAAAGGCAGCUAGUAGAGAACCGCAAGCUGAUUGAAACGCAAAUGGAGCGGUUUAAGAUAGUGGAGCGUGAGACAAAGACGAAAGCCUACUCCAAGGAGGGGCUGGGUCUGGCACAGAAGGUGGAUCCUGCUCAGAGGGAGAAGGAGGAAGUUGGCCAAUGGCUAACGAACACGAUAGACACUUUAAACAUGCAGGUGGACCAGUUUGAGAGCGAGGUUGAGUCUCUCUCUGUCCAAACCCGCAAGAAGAAAGGAGACAAAGAGAAACAGGACAGGAUCGAGGAGCUGAAGCACUUCAUUGAGAAGCACAGGUACCACAUCUUGAGGCUGGAGACCAUCUUGCGCAAGCUGGACAAUGACUCUGUGCAGGUGGAAUUGAUCCGCAAGAUCAAGGACGAUGUAGAGUACUACCUCGACUCCUCACAAGACCCAGAUUUUGAGGAGAAUGAGUUCCUAUAUGAUGAUCUGGACCUUGAAGACAUCCCCCCACCACUGGUGGGACACUCCCACAUGGAGGAUGAGAUCUUCCCCCACUCCAGCAGCACCCCCAACUCUACCACCUCCUCCUCACCCAUUCCCCCAUCACCUGCUACCUGUGCUAUGGAGAACUCCGAGGAUGAUAAGAAAAGGGGCCGAUCUACAGACAGCGAAGUCAGUCAGUCACCAGUAAAGAAUGGCAAUCCCUCAUCAUCGUUGUCAUCAUCCUCUUCUUCCUCUGGGACGUCCUCCUCACUGGUUUCCAUGACUGCCACCUCGGAGGGAAGCGCGGCAUCCACUGGGAGCAACAGUCUCCUAGGCAACUUGGGGGGCCACUUACCUGGCAGCUUCAGCACAGCACAUCAGCAGCAACACUCCCAGCAGCACAACCAACAACAACCCCAAGCCAAAAACUCUUCUAAUACUGGAGGGGCCUCCAACAGCAGCUCCAGUCCACCAAACCUCCACCUCCCCUCAUCUACUGCUUCCUCUCCUCCCAGUUCCAGUACACCUGGCCCUACAUCGCAGAUUUCCCAACCCCAGACUCCCUCAGGUCAAUCUGCUGCCUCCAGCCUGAGUCUUGUUCUGGGCAAAGAUGUCAUGACUGGGGCGAAUGGUGCCAACCAGAUCCCUGGUUUCAGCAUGUUGAGGGAUGCUGGCAUCCCAGACACUAUGGCUAGCCUCCUUUCUGGCUCCACUGCUGCCCCUGCUUCAGGUGCGGUGGGAGGAGGGCUGGCAGGGUCAGCCGGGGGUAAUACUGGUAAUACGGUCUCUAGCGCUGGGGCUACAGUGGGUGGUAACAAUGGAGGCAGCACGUCUGUGGGUUUGUUGGGCUCCAGUCCUGGACUUGGUGUUGGUGUCAGCUGUGGGAUUCUGGGCCCGAGCACAGGGCCGGGUGUCAUCCAGGGACAACCUCAGCUGGCCCACAGUCCAGCUGGUCUGACUCCCAGAAAUGCAGUUGGAGUGAUGGGACCCAAUGGAGGAAACACAGCAGCAGGUGGAGGAGGGAGCAGUGGUCCUGUCAGACCGCCCAGUGGACAAAAGCAGAACGGUAGUACAAGUUACAGCGCUGUAGUAGCGGACAGCACGGCCGAUUCCGCCCUCAACAGUGCCAGCCCAUCACAGAGCAGCCAGCCCUCUGCCUUAGGCCCUACUGCCAAUCCACCCAAGGACAACGGCUCCAGCCUCCUGGGCCCCAUAACACUGCCUCCCAGCUCCCCCUCCCCGUCCUACAGCGAGGGCAAGCCAGGCGGGGGGAGCCUGCUGAACGGGCCUCAUUCCUACCCACAGGCCUCCGACGGCAUUAAGGCUCCUGAGCCCCUCAGCUCUCUGAAAUCUAUGGCAGAGAGAGCGGCACUGGGCUCAGGUCUGGAAGGAGAGAUACCUGCCUUGCAUCUCACAGACAGAGACAUCUUCUCUGGAUCAACUGCACCGCCUGGGCCUCCAGCAGCGCCCCAGCCCGCACUGUCAGAGGUCAACAUCCCUCCCUCAUUGGGAGUGUGUCCCCUGGGGCCCAUCCCCCUGUCUAAAGACCAGCUCUAUCAGCAGGCAAUGCAGGAGUCCGCCUGGACGCACAUGCCACACCCCUCUGACUCCGAGAGGAUCAGGCAGUACUUGAUGAGGAAUCCCUGCCCCACCUUGCCUUUCCAUCACCAGGUGCCCCCUCCUCACUCGGACUCUGUGGAGUUCUACCAGAGACUAUCCACAGAGACCCUCUUCUUCAUAUUCUACUACCUAGAGGGCACAAAGGCCCAGUAUCUGGCAGCUAAGGCCUUGAAGAAACAGUCAUGGCGAUUCCACACCAAGUACAUGAUGUGGUUCCAGAGGCACGAGGAGCCCAAGACCAUCACAGAUGAGUUUGAGCAGGGGACAUACAUUUACUUUGACUACGAGAAAUGGGGCCAGAGGAAGAAGGAAGGUUUCACAUUUGAGUACAGGUACCUUGAAGACCGAGAUCUACAGUGAUGGACUGACGGAGGCAGGUGACUAAAAAGGAUGAUGUACUACUGUCAACAUUCCUGGAUUAAAGCUGACAGAAGAGGGGAGAGGUGGAUGCAGAGGGGCUUUUGCAAUGUUUUCCGGGGGUGUGUGUUAUUUUGCUCCUUUCCCUGGAGUUUUACCCCCCAGGGAGUUCUCAUUGAAGCUGUUUUAUGACUUCAUUCAAGUGCAGGCCUUUGAUGAAAGAUCUUGAUUUAAAUUUGAUUUAAAGUUAUGUAUUAAAAAUUCUGUUGAACUUGAAGUCUCCAGUCUACUUGAACUGAAAACAACAAGCAGACUCAUAUUCAGGCAGGAUGGUAUUCAAAUGAAGGAAACGGGAAAAGUGAAACCACAGGGAAAGAAAAUUUAAUGGCAGUUUUGGCCACACCCAGUUUCCUAGUUUGCACCCAAUUGUACAAGAGCCCUACCAAUUUAGUGACUGUUUCCAGUUUGUGUUUCAGGCAGCAGUAUUGCUAGAUAUUGUGAUAAAUAUUCCCUAUGUUCAUUUUUCUUUAUUGGCACACCUUCAGCAGUUUGAUACAUGCCAGGUGUGACAAAAAUACAAAAGUUCUUUUCAGUGGUAUUGCUCUCUCCAUCAUUGCCUAUUGCUGUGGGCAGCCACAAUAGCACCAGCAUUGACACUAAAGUUUGUUUUGGAGUAUGAUAACAAGCAAAAAGAAGGAAUCAAAAAGGAAAUGUUCAUAGUAAACUGGCAUUGACUAUGUGGUGUUGUUUCUAGUUUUUGACUAAACUAAAUAGUUUAAAUGAGUCACGUUGUCACAUUUUCACUUCCAGGCAAAUUAUUUCAACUGAAGGCACCGUAAGAUUGUUAUGCUCUCAGUGUCCAAGUAUGGUUCCGUAGGGGCUUGAUCUUGUGGAAACAUUGUCUUUGUUCUAGGCCUUUUCCAGAGGAAUGUGUACAUGCAGCUGGGAAUAAAUUACCACCACCUUAUCCCUGAUUGUGCAGGAAAGGAACCAAAAUGAUUCUCACCAAAUGGCACUUCUGUCAGUGUUUUUAUUUGCAUUUAAAUUAGCAUUUGAAACAUUUUUUAGUAUUGAAUCUUGAGUGAUUUUUGAAUUUAAAGUCAUUUCCCCAAAUAUCAAAGUGACGUCGAAGAAAAUGACACCUUAAUUUAGAUUCUAGUGUUUUUGCCCGUUGGAUAAAGGAUCAUACCAUGAGGGUUUGUUUUUGGUUUACUUUCACUGUAAAGGAGAGGGGAAGGGAAGUGUAAUUUAAAGCAAAAAUGUGAACUGCUCCCAAAAUGAUGUAUAGACUUUCAUCCUUUUUUGUUGUCAUCAGGACAGCAUGGCAAA